AUGGUCCGCAGAGUCCUGAGGUCGACGUGGGAUGACGUCGAAGAGAGCUUCUUCGAGACACUCGAAUAUCGUCGUGCCGGCGCUGGCGUGGCUGACGUAGUUCGCACGCCCCGUGCACCGAAGGACAUCUACGAGCGAUUGACAGGCACUCCAACUUUCGUGCAGCGAUGGGCCACGACAGCGCCUGGCGUAUCGCCCGCGCGCCCGCGGCCUCCGUGGCCGGCGUGUGGUCUUGUGACUUCUAUACCCGCUUCGCGCCGAGAAGGUGGUCGAGCAGCAGACGGGCCUCCGUCUGACGAGCUGUGA
This is a messenger RNA of Prorocentrum cordatum, 306 nucleotides long. The record is from the annotation of a GenBank genome assembly. Lineage: Eukaryota; Dinophyceae; Prorocentrales; Prorocentraceae.